This is a messenger RNA of Clunio marinus, 3040 nucleotides long. Lineage: Eukaryota; Metazoa; Arthropoda; Insecta; Diptera; Chironomidae. The record is from the annotation of a GenBank genome assembly.
AUGAAAUUUCCUUGGUCCACAUCAAUUGUGGAUGUUCUAAAGAAUGACAAUAAGUUGGAUGAGAAACUGCAGGAAAUCGUAAAAGCCUUGACGCAUCACAAAGAAGAUAUCACUCAAGUUGUUGAAGAGCUCGGACCAGCAUUAACUCAUAAAGAUGUUGAAAUACGAUUGAAAGGCAUGGAGUUUCUAUCUGAUUUGCUGAGAAGCCUUCCUAAAGAUUUAUUGGAUGAGAAAGCUCUCGGAUUUAUUGUCGCAUUCUAUUGCGAUCGAAUGAAGGAUCAUCAUUCAAUAUCUCCACAAGUUAUUAUUGGACUUGUAGCAAUCAUCAAGAUGAAGAAUCUUCCAAGAUCAUCGCCUGUCUUGGUUCUGCAACAAAUUUUCGCUAACAUCCCAUGUCAGACUCAAGUCAGAGGAGAUCGUGCCAACAUUUUUACUAUCAUUCAAUACUUAUCAGAUAAUUAUCAAGUGGAACUUCAAGCUAUGGGUGCUGAUUUUAUAUAUGGAGUCAUACAGGCAGUCGAGGGUGAACGUGACCCUCGAAAUCUCGUUUUUCUAUUCGAAUUUAUGCCUCGAUUUAUCAAUACGUAUCCACUUCGUCAUCUUUCUGAGGAAAUGUUCGAAGUUUUCUCCUGCUACUUCCCUAUUGACUUCUUCCCAUCACCAAAUGAUCCACAAGCGAUAACUCGCGAUAUACUCGCUGAAAAACUUUCCGUUUGUCUAUGCGCAUCAAAAGAAUUUGCCGAAAAUUGUUUUGCUUUAGCUUUGGAAAAGUUGGAAACUGACGUGAAAGUCGCUAAAUUGGAUUCGUUGAAUUUGCUAAUCAAAGCUGUGACAAAUUUCGAGCCAACAUCGGUUUUGGAGAAAUUCGAUGAAAUUUGGCAAUUUAUGAAACUUGAACUUCUCUCUGGUGCCAAAGACAAAGAUGUCAAUGAGACAGCAUUAGCUGUCAUAUCUGCUGUGUUGAAGAAAUUUAAAAGUGAUCAGGCUAAUAGUGAAAUAAUCUUGAAUAAGAUUUUCACAAACACGAUUGGAACGUUGUUGAAUCGUGAUUCAAAUCUUUAUAAGCCAACAAUGGAGUUGGUAUUGAAAUGUGCCAAUGCAACUGACAUUUCAUGUGGAUAUGUCAUCAAUAAAGUUUUACCAAUUACUCUAACGGAUUUGACAAGUAACGAGGAAUUAACUGUGAAGGAAAAAUGCGAAGUUCUUGAAGAUUUUCGACAAUUUAUGAUGAUAGUUGGUGGGAAAAAAUUAUUGGCUCACUAUAUCGGUGACAAUUACAUUCUUCAGAUUCAAAAAGAGUUGAUGAAAGUUCUCAUGACUCCAUCAAGCGAAGACCUCACAAAAGUAACUUGUUUGGUGCUUCAAAGCAUGGCAGAUAUCAUUAGUGAUGAGAAUCGUCAAAUCGUUUAUAAAUCACUUAAAGAAAAUCUGACAAGAUCAACAGAAGAACAACGACAAUGCAUCUUAGCAUUCGCCAAAGUGUUUCCAAAAGAAGUUCGAGAGAAUGUACUUGAAAGUUUUUUAUCUCGAACAUAUGAAGAUGCAAAUAAAGCUAAAAAUGUAUUUGCGACAUUGUCAUUUCUUCUGGAAGUAUCUGAGCUCAGAGAUUCCGUCAUUGAAGUGUUGAGUUUGAAUUUAUUCAACAACAAGAACUUGCAAGUUCAACUUGUUGUGUUGGAAGUUUUAAACAAAGUUUUGAGCUCUGAAAAUUGUCAUCAACUCGCUCGAAUUUUAUUUGAUGAAUGGAGAAUUGUCAUCAAGUUAAUGGAUUUAAUUAAAAAUGAGAAUCCAGACGAAGGCCAAGAUGUGAUGUACCAAGCAUCACUGGUAAUGAGUCUCGUCGUUCGAACACUUCCAAAUGAUCAACAAAUGGCACUUGUUGAGAAAUAUUUGCCGUUGAUGAAGUUGAAUGAAUCGAUUCCGGAUCUUUACGUUACUUCUGGUUUGUUGGGAUUCCUCGAUGCUGCAGUGCCAAUGGAAGCACACUUUGAAACGCUUGUAAAUGAACUAACAAAACUUUCUUUACACAGCAAUGAUGAAGUUGUAAGAAAACUCGCGAAUCAAUUGCUUUGUAGUUUAUUUAAUCGCGCUCCCAUCGACGAUAAACAUCGAAAGAUUUUGCGUAAGAUUUAUGAUGUUAUAAAGGAAGAAGUUAAGAAACAUAAUCACCAAGCUGUAGAAAUUCUGGGAUGGAUCAGUAAAGGUUUACUUGCUCGUGGUCAUCCAGAUGCUGCUGAGAUACUCGAAACACUUUCAGAACUUCUCGAUCAUCCAAAACUAUCGAAAUCUGCUGAAUUGGCUUUUGAAAUUAUUUCUCUCGAAUUUCCACAACUCCAUUUGCCACUUUUGAAGCAUUUCUUCAAACAGAGGAUUUUCGUGUUGGCAUUAAAGUUCUUGGAAAAUAAAAUUGAGAAAUACAGCGAACAUCAUUUGACUGCAAUGGCUCAUAUACUUCAAAUCACACCACAUCAAGCUUUGAAAAUGAAUUUAGAGAAGGUCGGCCCGAUUCUCUUUAAGUGCGUUCAAAUUGAUCCUGAAGAUCCAAAGCCACACUCAAAGCGCAUUCUUCUGAGUCUGAAAAUCAUCAAUAACUUCAUUCAUGACAAAAAUCAGUACAUUUUGAAUCAUCUUCAACAUCUCGUCAAUGAUUUGUUGAAACUUUCUCAAUUCAAACCAUCAAUGGAUGUCCGCAUCAUGGCAUGCAAAUGUCUGGAAAAUAUAACAAAAUAUCCACUUUUCACUUUGGUGCCAUAUAAAAGUGACGUCAUUCAUGAACUUACAAUUCCAUUAGAUGAUCACAAGAGAUUAGUAAGAAACGCUGCUGUAUCCGCGAGAAUGGCUUGGUUUCUUCUUGGCGAAAACGAUGCUGCACAAAGCUCAAAGUAGAUAAGUCAAGCUCAAUUAAGUGUGUGACUUCAGGAUCAAUUAAAAUUUAAAUCAAACUUUGAUGUUUACAGUUUACAAUUUAAUGUUACAUUUCGACUCUUAAACGUUUAAUCAAAUAUAUGUUAAAAUGUUUCAUAUGAAAAAAAAUCUCAAC